Argentina anserina (silverweed cinquefoil) is the source of this 4194-nucleotide messenger RNA. RefSeq lists its product as uncharacterized. Bases 168 to 4148 code for a protein of 1326 amino acids. The record is from RefSeq and is a predicted model, not a curated record. Gene Ontology annotation, cellular component: membrane. NCBI's taxonomy places the organism in Eukaryota, Viridiplantae, Streptophyta, Magnoliopsida, Rosales, Rosaceae. The transcript has 3 exons.
CUGUAAAAGCUCUCUGUGUGUGGUUAUUGAGCCCAUUUCUCGUUCGCUAUUAUCAGGUGGUGGUGGUCCGGUGUCGUCGUCCUGCUUCAGCUCUAAGCAUCGUACACGAAUCGAAGCCUAAAACGCAGCGUUUAAGGUCCUUCAUCGCAGCCUUGCAUGGUUCAGCCAUGGAGCUCAAAACCCUAACAACCUCACCUCCGAAGCAGCACCACCACCGGCACCUCACUCCGCUCCGCCGCAGGGGAUUGCCGCUUUCGACCAAAGCAUGCCUGGUGUUUGUGGUUUUACUAUGUACUAUUUUCGGCUUGGCUACAUGUGACAGCUCUGGUAAUGGGUUGCAGAAAUUACUAGGAAAUGAUGAAUGUGGCUCAUAUGGAGAUAAGUUUGAUGCUCCUGCAGAUGGUUUUCUUGGUGGGACCCCCUCGGGCAGUGGAAUGCAGAGAGGCCAUUUCAACAGUGAGAGUGUUUGUAUGAGUUCUCUUUCCUUCUGCUUUCCGUCAACAUUACCUGGUUUUUUGGAGCAUAAGCUCAAACUUGCGGAUAGUGAAGUAUCUGGGAGUCACUCUGAUGGUCUAUCAUCUAUAGGAUCAACUGCAAACAACAAUGUGGCAAGUAACAAAAGUUGGUCCUCAGAUAACGGUAUGUUUAAGUUAUUUAAUGGGGGGAUAGUUUCUUGUUCUUUGAUCUCCAAAGAGGCUACUAAUGAGUUUUCAUCCCUUCAAACUGAUAGUGCUAAUCAAAAUGAUCUUUCUUCAUGUAGAGGGCCUUUGCUCUAUCAGAAAAGCACAAGUUAUAGGUCAGAGAAGACCACUGAGAUGACCAAAUCUAAUUCUUUUGGUGGUUCUUCCUCACCCCAUGUAGAAAUUAUGCCUGCUGUGUUAGAUUGGGGACAUAAGUAUAUGUAUUUUCCGUCCUCAACUUUCUUAACUGUGGAAAAUACAUGCAAUGACAGCAUUUUGCAUGUUUAUGAGCCAUUCAGUACCGACAUACAGUUCUAUCCUUGCAAUUUUAGUGAGGCUGUGUUAGGACCUGGUGAAGUAGCUUCGAUUUGUUUUGUCUUCUUACCUAGAUGGUUGGGGCCUUCCUCUGCUCACAUCAUUUUGCAGACAAGUUCUGGUGGUUUCUUGAUUCAGGCUAAAGGAUUUUCCACUGAGUCCCCUUAUGGAAUGCACCCUUUAGCAAGCAUGGAUGUUUCCUCCAAGGGAAGAUGGAGUAAGAAUUUGUCUUUGUUUAAUUCCUUUGAUCAACAUUUUCAUGUGGAGGAAAUAACUGCAUGGAUAUCAGUGUCUCUAGAUCAUACUUCCCAUUAUGCAGAGGCAGCAUGUAGGAUCAGAAAAGAUCAAGGUCUUGGUGUACUGAAUGUUAAAGAUCGUCUUUUUGUGAGUACUGGUCAAGUUGGUUUGCCUCUGCUGGCAAUGAGACCCUUUAGGAACUGGGAUAUUGGUCCCCACAGCAGUGAAACUAUCAUAGAAAUAGACUUUUCCAUUGAAUCUAGAGGAAAAAUCUUUGGUGCAAUUUGUAUGCAGUUGCUAAGAUCUUCAGAGGACAAGUCUGACAUCGUUGUGCUUCCUUUUGAAGCUGAAGUGGACGGAAUGGCAAUGAGUGAUGAUCUUGAAGGACCUAUCAUAGCAUCUCUUCAAGUUUUACACCCUUGGGCUGGCAAUGGUGCUGUUGUUGCUAUAUCUCUGAAAAAUUGUGCACCUUACGUUUUGAGAGUUCGUGAAGUAACUGAGAUUGCAGAGAGUAAAAUCUUUCAGAUGAAGCAAAAUGAGGGACUACUGCUCUUCCCUGGCACUGACACAUAUGUAGCCAUAGUUACUUGUACUCACCUGCAUGUUGAAGAUGCGCGAUGUAAAUUAAUUAUACUGACAAAUGACUCAAGCAGCUCGCCGAUUGAGGUUCCUUGUGAGGACGUUGUUCACAUUUGUUCUAGUCUCUGGAAAGAUUCGACUGUUGGAUAUGAACAUCAAUCUGAAAGGAGUGAAUCUGGUGAUUUAAAGAGACUGUUUUCUGACAGUACCAAGCAGCUUCCAUCAUCGAUCAUGGCCAUGGGUACAGCUGGGGAAGCAGAUGAAUUGGUGCUUCGGAACUGGAAAUCUCAUGAUACCAGGAGUGGCAUGUCUGUGCUUGAUGAUCGUGAGGUGUUGUUCCCAUUGCUUCAGGUGGGGAGUCAUUAUUCUAAGUGGAUCAAUGUAAAGAAUCCUAGCCAAGAGCCGGUUGUAAUGCAGCUUAUACUAAAUUCAGGAGAGAUCAUUGAUCAAUGCAAAAGCUCGGAUGGUCUCAUACAGCCUCCUUCAUCCGGUAGUUUAGUUUUUGAAAAAUCUCCUUCUCCGAAUAGGUAUGGGUUCUCGAUAGCAGAAAGUGCAUUGACGGAAGCUUAUGUCCUCCCUAAUGGUAGAGCAUGUCUUGGACCGUUAUUGUUUAAACCUUCAAGUCGAUGUGAGUGGAGGAGUUCGGCCUUGAUAAGGAACAAUCUAUCUGGUGUAGAGUGGUUACCUCUGAGGGGCAUUGGAGGGUCACUUUCUUUGCUGCUCCUUGAAGAAUCGGAACCUAUUCAGGGUGUGGAGUUCAACCUCAGCUUGCCAAUUCUACUCAACAUUUCUUACCCAGACAUGUUGCUCCAUGUGGAAGAUAAAACACUUUCUUGUUUACAGCCGUUGUCAAAAGAGCUCUAUGUUAAGAAUACUGGGGACCUGCCACUGGAAGUUACAAAAAUGAAAGUGUCUGGAAAAGAGUGCAACUUGGAUGGGUUUACGGUACAGCAUUGCAAAGGUUUUUCUCUUCAACCUGGAGAAUCAGCAAAACUUCUAAUUUCAUACAAAACUGAUUUUUUAGCACCAUUGAUUCAACGAGAUCUUGAACUGGCCUUAACAACUGGUACUUUUGUGAUACCCAUGAAGGCAAGCCUCCCAUUGUAUAUGCUCAACACAUGCAGGUCAUCAGUGUUCUGGACACGCAUUAAAAAAUACACUGGGGCAGUAUUUUUUGUGGGUUCCGUGAUGUUUCUGGUCCUAUGGUAUAUAUUCUCUCAGGUGUUCGCCCUUUCUUCCAAUGAUUGUUUGUGCACGAACAUAAGUUCCUUGGAUACUUCUACAAGUGUGGCAAGAAAACCACGUGACGUGCAUGGCUGUAGAAACAGUAAAUUGCAUGUGUCCAGUGAAAUAAAUAGCUUGCUAACAUCAUUUCGGGAAGAUAGAACGUUGAUGCAGGCAUGUGUUGGUGGAUAUACUCGGAAGCAGGCAGUGACCAUAGACCUGGAAAUGAAAAGGGAAGAAGGGAAGAAGUCUGAUCAUCGUGCCAAACAGAUCCUAGAACCUCCUAACCAAACACAUGAUUUGUCAGGGAGACCAAAGAAUAAAGGCAUAGCCUUCUCACUUGUGUCUGAAUUUGAGUUGCUUGAGAAUCCUGACAAACUAGAAGCUUCCGAACUGAGUAGCCUGACUGUUAAAACUGGAAAGGAGAAGGGAAGAAGGCGCAGGAAGAGAAAGAGUACUGGUUCCAAACUAGCAGGACUUCUUGAACUCUCAAGUAGUCAGAGUGGAAAUUCAACUCCUUCAUCACCGUUGUCUCCAGUCACAUCUGUAACUCCAAAGCAAAUGUGGCAACUAUCUCCUGAUGUGGGCCAAGCGGUUGUGGCUACGUAUCCUUUUACUCAUGGAUCUCCUCAACGCUGUCAGAAGAGUCAUGUUUUUAAAACUGCUUCGAAGUUAAACUUAUUAGAACCUGGGGAUUCUAUGAAGUAUUGCAAUAGCCGCACAACUUCUCCUUCUCAAGUGCAGCCUUCUGCCCCAAGAAAAACUCUGCCAAGACCUGUUUUGUUGCCUUCUGCCACCUUUCCUAGUGCCGGCAGGCUUUCACCUAUUAUGGUAACCUCUGUUAUUUCUCCACAUGCUAGAGCCCCUGGGUCCAAACUCUAUGACCGGAAAAAUAUCAGGGCAGAAGAAAAAGCUCAGCUUAAGGAUGAAUAUACAUAUGAUAUCUGGGGUGAUCACUUUUCUAGGCUAUUGUUGGGUAGGUCAAAGGAUACCAAUCCCCUGAGCUCCAGCAAUACAGAGAGUGACCCUGAUAGCUUCUUUGUAAAGGGCCCACAAAUCCUCAUGACAAAUUGCCCCCCAAGAUCUGUAAGUUCUUUCUAUCAAGAGGUUUAAUGAUAAAAAGUUUAAAAUAAUCUAUAUCUUUCUCUGCUGCCAGAUA